Hordeum vulgare subsp. vulgare (domesticated barley) is the source of this 1019-nucleotide messenger RNA. RefSeq names its product peptidyl-prolyl cis-trans isomerase FKBP20-1. Gene Ontology annotation, biological process: protein peptidyl-prolyl isomerization. The coding region runs from base 214 to 774 and encodes 186 amino acids. NCBI's taxonomy places the organism in Eukaryota, Viridiplantae, Streptophyta, Magnoliopsida, Poales, Poaceae. The transcript is spliced from 7 exons. Gene Ontology annotation, molecular function: peptidyl-prolyl cis-trans isomerase activity. Gene Ontology annotation, cellular component: cytoplasm. The record is from RefSeq and is a predicted model, not a curated record.
GGUGGUGGUGACCGAAUCGAAUCGGCCGAGGGGCAUCCUCCGGUAAAAAUCACGCGAAGCCAAUCCUCUGAUUCCCUCCCUCUCCCCCUCGUCCCAUCCAGAUCUGUCCUCACUGUCCAUCAUCCCCUCCCCAUCUCCGCCAAGGUCCUCGCCGGCGUCCCCGGUGCCACGGCAGUCGCUCCAAACCGAGAAUCUCCAUUCUACAGCAAGGCCAUGGCAGAAACCAUAGAUUUAACAGGGGAUGGAGGCGUCCUUAAGACGGUGGUUAGAAAAGCAAAGGAUGAUGCUAUAAGCCCAUCUGACAGCCUUCCAUUAGUUGAUGUUCAUUAUGAAGGGACACUUGCUGAAAAUGGGGAAGUUUUUGACACCACACAUGAAGACAAUUCUAUUUUUUCAUUUGAAGUUGGCCAGGGAGCUGUCAUUAAAGCAUGGGAUCUAGCCUUAAGAACUAUGAAAGUUGGUGAGGUUGCAAAAAUAACAUGCAAGCCAGAAUAUGCCUAUGGAAGUGCAGGCUCCCCACCAGAGAUACCAGCGAAUGCGACACUCAUUUUUGAGGUGGAAUUAGUGGCGUGCAAGCCAAGGAAAGGUUCAAGUCUGGGCAGUGUAUCUGAUGAGAAAGCCAGGCUAGAGGAGCUUAAGAAACAGCGGGAGCUAGCUGCCGCUACCAAAGAGGAAGAGAAGAAGAAGAGGGAGGAGGCAAAGGCUGCAGCGGCGGCCCGUGUGCAAGCCAAACUUGACGCGAAGAAGGGCAAGGGAAAAGGAAAGGGCAAAUAAGUUACAUUUGCUGCUGGGUGCGGACUGUUGUAACCUAGUAGAAAAGCAUCAGACCACAAGAUUGCUUAUUGGCUACAGUGCUUUCGGUACUCUACAUGGCGUGUGCAGCCAGCACUAUAGCCGUAGUGAGAACACUAAAUAAUUACGGCAAUCUUUGGUUUUUGCACAAGAUGUGGAAUGUUUCCCUUUUCUGACCAAGUGGUCUUUACUGGGCAGCAAUGACAUUUUCUUGUCUGAUAGUGUAA